Messenger RNA from Ixodes scapularis (black-legged tick), 3182 nucleotides. Its product is annotated as protein regulator of cytokinesis 1. Gene Ontology annotation, molecular function: microtubule binding. Gene Ontology annotation, biological process: mitotic spindle midzone assembly; microtubule cytoskeleton organization. Gene Ontology annotation, cellular component: mitotic spindle midzone; cytoplasm; spindle. The record is from RefSeq and is a predicted model, not a curated record. The coding region runs from base 175 to 1905 and encodes 576 amino acids. The transcript is spliced from 11 exons. Lineage: Eukaryota; Metazoa; Arthropoda; Arachnida; Ixodida; Ixodidae.
AUUGGUCAGUUUUAUUUUGAGCUUCGAGGUGCCAGUUACAAAUAAUGGGAAUGCUAGAUAGUUGCGCGUGAACGUUAUUAGCUCAUUGAAUGUGAAUUGGCUGACACACUGAGAAGCCUUAUAGGCCUUUUUCGCAUCAGGACGUACGCGAAGUCCCAACGCGCCAGUCUAACAAUGGAUUCCAACGUUGUCGACAUGUCCCGUCAUGUGUCGGCGGACUUUCAAAAGACUGGACACGAGCUGGUGAGCCUGUGGAAGGAAAUAGGCAUCUCUGAGGAUGAAAUCAUCGACCGCCUCAACAAGCUCAGAGACCAUCUGCGGCGGCUCCUGGGCGACAGCCUCGCGGGGGAGGUGGAAAUGCGGGACCGCCUCCUCAAGAACAUCGAGGAGUAUGACUCCGAACUCGCCGUGCUGACGCGCGAGCUUCAAAUCGAUGCAGCGAAGCCAGACAAGACCCUGUCCAUUCUGGAGAGGGAGGAGCUCCUACGUGGCCAGGUGCACGAGUUAACAACCCUGAAGGUGUCGCGGCGGAGGAAGCUGAAGGGCCUGCGGGCGCAGGAGCGCCACCUGUGCACCCGCCUGGCAAUGCCCCCGCACCAGCUGGACACCAGGGUGCCCUCUGAGAGCGAACUGCACGAGCUGGAGAUGCACGUGCAGAUGCUGAAGCAGGAACAGGAUCGGCGGGAAACAAAGUACCACAACCUGCGUGCCGAGGUGCUUGCACUCGUGGAGGAACUCUCGGCGGCUCCCGAAGGUUCCUUCCAGGAGAAGGUCGUAGACAGCGAUCCUGCCAGCUUCGGGCUCUCGACGAGUAGCCUAGCUGCUGUGGCAGCCUACCUGGACGAGCUCAAGUCCCUGCAUGCCGCACGGGUCGCCGAGUGCACGCAGCUGCGACAGAGCAUCUCGGAGUUCUGGAACCGGCUGGAGGUUCCCCAGGACCAGCAGGAAGCCUUCACCUCGAAGCACACCGGUCUGGGGGAUGACGUCGUUGCUGCGCUCAAGAGCGAAGUGGCCCGCUGCGAGGUGUUGAAGCGGGAGCGCCUUCAGGAGUUCAUUCAGAAGGUCAUCGCGGAGCUCCUCGAGAUGUACACAAAGUGUGGCGUUCCGGAGCGCAAGGCUCGCCUCGAAGGAGCUUGUGAAGCCGAAGCUUGCACCGAGGAGCAUCUGAAGUCCCUCGAGGCGGAGUUGACCGCUGCCAAGAGGUUCUACGACCAGAACACUGCCAUCCUGGAGAAAGUGGAGCGCCGCGAGGUUCUCUGGGGCCGCCUCCUCGAGUUUGAGAGCAAGGCGAGGGAUCCGGGGCGCUUCAACAACCGCGGAGGAGGGCUGCUGCUCGAAGAGCGGGAGCGCAAGCGGCUCGAGAAAGAGCUGCCCCGGCUGGGCCGGGAGAUACUGGAACACAUUGAGGCGCACGAGGCCGAUGGCUCCAGCCUCUUCCUGGAGUGGAGUGCCGCCUUCAAGGAGCACCUGGAUGCCCAAUACGCCAGCUACCAGGAGGACAAGGAGAAUGAGCGCCUGGCCAGGGAAGCGCGUCGCAAUAUGUCGGGGUCCUCUAGGAGCGCCAAGAGGGGAAUCUCCCCCGCAGCCCACCCGUCCAAGAUGGCCCGCACGGCCACGGCCAGCGCAUCCUUGGCCAGCCUUCGGCCGGGCACUUCUGCCUUGGCCUCGCCCCGGUCUGCCAUGAAGAGGGGCAAGGUCAUCUCGGCACGCCGGAGGUCUAUCAGGAGGGCAGCCAAGGAGACUCCAAGUGGGGCCUCUUCUACGGCGAGACGCCAGCCUGGGGACAGCACCUUCUCCACCUCUGCUGCUAGCCUGGUUUCCUACAGAGGCUUCACGGCGACCCUGCGAGACCCAAACAAGGUCUUAACCAGCAGUGUGCUGGAGGGCCCUGCGGCAGACAAAUAGCCCGCUCUCAAAAUCUCUUGUCUGUUUUCGUCCCUCCCGGGUCACCCAUCUGCUCAGGCGGGGCUCAACUCGGAAAAGAGGCGCCCUUCGACGCGAAGCACACUGCUGCCCUUCACCGAGCCCUGGAAGUCGUCUUUCAAGUGUGAACGCACCCUGUCUGUGGCCAAGGCCGGACGACGCCUCCAGUUCUGAUCGCUGGCAUUGGAAGAUUUUUUUAUACUUAUCCUAUUUUUGCAAGACAGGACAUUGAUGGUUUUUCUCAAUAUUUUAGAAAUACCUUUGAUUUUAAAGUCUUGCUGAUGGUGCAUUUUUUUUUUUCUUUAGCAAGACUUACUCUUUAAGCACCAUUUUAUUGAACAAUUUUUUUUUUUAAUUGACAAUUUUGAAAGAAGUGACCAGGGUCAUGUGACACCAUAUCGGUUUACCAUUAAAGUCCUGCCGAUUGUGCUUAAGUUGUUUUUUAUCCUUAAUGAAACAGAGCAAUCUUUAGUUUAUUUGAUGCAGUCCUUUUUUUUUUUUUUCUCUAACCUGCGCUUUAACUUUUUCGGAUUUUAAUACGUUGCAGAUGUCUUUAUUCUUGUUUUUUAGCGAGAGCCAACCUGCGGGCACCAAUAUUUUGGCAAAGGAAACAUUUAAAAAAAAUUGACCAGGGUCAUGCGCCAGCUAUAGUCUUGAUGAUUGUGCUUGGGUUGUCCUACUCCUCUUUGAAAGAGCAAGAGUUAGGUGGCCUUAGUUUAUUUGGAACAGUUUCCAUUUUUUAUGUGCAUGUAUAUGUUUAUGGUUUAACUUUUAUUGCCACGAUCAACUUAUUGCUGGUUAAUGUCGUCUAACAGUAUAGUCGGUUACAGGUUAGGAAAAGUUUUCGAGGAAAAGGAAGGCUGAGGAGGAGGAAGCAGAUUGAAUACUGGAGAGAGGUUUCCUUCCUCUUCAGCAUUCCGUUUUGCUUCCUCCUCCCCAGCCCUCCUUUUCCUCGAAUACUUUUCUUAAUCUGUUUUGUUAUGGCAUUUAUAUUUAUUUCGUGAACUACGAAAGACAGUUUCAUUUGUGCAAAAUGCUCUUCCACCAGUGAUGUUUUGAGUGUUUCCAUCAGGUAGUUUGUGUUUGUUCCAUACUGUAUGCAUUUAAAGCGAGCGACUUUCGGUUUAUGCGUGGAGACCGGCAUGUACUUGGUUCCUGUGGCAACUUUUUUAUCGACUUUUAUGGGCCAGAGAUUUGAUUCUGUACAUUCUGUAAAUUUCUCUGCAAUAAAGUAAUUACAUGGCUUGUUUUGCCACCCA